Molecule: messenger RNA, 2193 nt
Organism: Esox lucius (northern pike)
Lineage: Eukaryota; Metazoa; Chordata; Actinopteri; Esociformes; Esocidae
Gene: gpr20
Product: G protein-coupled receptor 20
Exons: 2
Coding region: 312-1385 (357 amino acids)
Biological process (GO): positive regulation of Rho protein signal transduction; phospholipase C-activating G protein-coupled receptor signaling pathway
Cellular component (GO): membrane
Molecular function (GO): G protein-coupled receptor activity
Source: RefSeq, a predicted model, not a curated record
CAGACAGGGAGGCUGAGAAACAGAGAGACAGCACUGUUGGGUUUCAUUAUAAAUGUUUAGAUAUGGGAAGAAUAAGAGAGCCCAGCCGUACGCAGAGAAGCAGAGGACCAGAGGUAAACAGUGAAAUUAGGUUUUAAUAUAGCAGGGUUAUAAACUCGGAAGCUGUAGGAGCAGUCAGCUACUGUACUGGGAAGGUCCUGGUCUUUCCAUUAACCUCAAUUGGACCAAGACGUCCCCUCAGACUGGCCAACAGACUUAUUGAGCUUCUCGCGCUUCCCUUGGUGUAGAGGCCGCAGGCCAACUACAGAACCAUGGGGCUUAACAAUACCUUGAUGCCACUGUAUAACUUCACGCCAGCAUCGAUGCCCACGUUCACCACGACCGGCAACACCUCCACCGUGAGCCGGGAGCCAUACAUGCACCGCCUGGCCCACCUGGACGAGGGUCUCUACAAUGACUUCUACAGCCUGUGGAUCGCCCUGGUGGUGGUCAACACGGUUAUAUUUAUGGUGGGCAUGGUCCUCAACACCCUAGCCCUGUAUGUCUUCUGCUUCCGCACCAAGCCCAAGACCACCUCAGUCAUCUACACCAUCAACCUGGCUGUCACAGACCUACUGGUGAACCUGUCGCUGCCCACGCGAAUCAUCCUCUACUACAGCGGGGGCAAGUGCCUGAACUGCUCCUAUGUGCAUAUAUUUAGCUACUUUGUUAAUAUGUACUGCAGCAUCCUCUUCCUCACCAGUAUAUGCGUGGACAGGUACCUGGCGAUAGUGCAAGUGGAGGCCUCUAGGAAGUGGAGGAACCCUGCUGUGGCCAAGGGAGUGUGCGUACUAAUCUGGCUGUUCGCUAUUGUGGUCACCUAUUCGUUCCUCACCACGGCCUUCAGGCACGCGGGUUGCUGCAUCUCCAAGCUCGUCGCCCUCACCGUUUUUGAGUUCUUCCUGCCCUUCGUGGUCAUCGUGGCGUUCACAGUGCGCAUCAUGUGUGCCCUGUCCCACUCCAGUCUGAUGCAACAGAGCAGAGAGAGACGCAUGCGGGCAGUGCAACUGCUCACCACGGUGCUGGUCAUCUUCACCGUCUGCUUCACGCCGUUCCACGUGCGCCAGGUGCUGGUGUAUUUCUACCCGGACAUGUCUCACCAGGUCAUUGUCUAUCACGUCACUGUCACCCUCAGCAGCUUGAACAGCUGCAUGGACCCAGUCGUCUACUGCUUCAUCACCAACAACUUUCAGUCCACGAUGAGGAGCUUCUUCCGAAAGGAGGAGGUCGAGCAGACCAGCGGGGACGUCAUCAGCAUGCAGAAAAGCUCCAAGGGCUCAGGGACUGUCACAGCUAUUGCUCACAAUGUGAUAAUGAUGAACGUUCUGUCUUCAUCUCCCCAGUGAAGGAAACCACAAAUUAUGGAAUGGGCUGUGCGGGGUUCGUGGAAAGGUGUGCAUUUUGCCUAAAUGUUAGACCACAAUGCAUCUUUCUAAUCCGAACCAAGAUAUUUGUGAAAAUGUUAACUAAAAUAAUGGUAGGAAAAUAGUUGCGGCGGCUGAUAGUCUGGUUUGUACAGCUUGGCCAGUAAGUGAAAGGUUGCUGAUUUGAAUCUGAGGGUCUACUUAAUCGUAAUUCCACCAGUAAGUUGCUAUGGAUAUAUGAGUAUCAAAUACAUGAUUAAACUAGUUGCUAUACUAGUUGCUCCUGUAUAUAUUUUUACCAUACUGUACAAUUAUAAUUUGAGGAGUUUUUUUUUUACUUUAUCCUGUCCCAUAUAUUUUGGACCGCAGACAAAAUAGCCAACAGUAGCCUAAUGUUCUAACAGAUUGCAUUUGAUACCAAAUUUGUAUUUCUAAGAAACAGCUUCUUACUGUACGUGUGAAAUGUUUGUCACAAGAUAUUCUCUUCAGCCUCCUCAGCUCUGAAAACUGAUUUAUACAAACCUCACAGUACACUUAUAUUAACUUUAUUAGGUACACCUGCUCUGCAAAUAGGCAGAUAUAGGGAAUCAUGUGGCUGCAACUUGUUAUAUCUAAAGCAUGUAGAUAUGGUCAAGAGGUUUAGUUGUUGUUUGACCAAACAUUAGAAUGGGCAAGACUUAUGAUGUAAGGGACUUGGAGCGGUAUGAUUGGUGCCAGAUGUGGUGAACCCAAUGAAGUGGCUGGUGUGUGCAUUACAAAUAUUACCCAACCAACUGUCCAAAGCAUGUUA